Messenger RNA from Euleptes europaea (tarantolino), 923 nucleotides. It is a transcript of the gene HOXC5, whose product is annotated as homeobox C5. The transcript is spliced from 2 exons. Gene Ontology annotation, cellular component: nucleus. Bases 176 to 889 code for a protein of 237 amino acids. The record is from RefSeq and is a predicted model, not a curated record. Gene Ontology annotation, biological process: regulation of transcription by RNA polymerase II; anterior/posterior pattern specification. Gene Ontology annotation, molecular function: RNA polymerase II cis-regulatory region sequence-specific DNA binding; DNA-binding transcription factor activity, RNA polymerase II-specific. NCBI's taxonomy places the organism in Eukaryota, Metazoa, Chordata, Lepidosauria, Squamata, Sphaerodactylidae.
CGCACAUAGAAUAAAGAAAAGAAGAAUCCCCACCUAUAAAUUCUGCACUUUAGAGAACAAAAAACCCUGAACUUCAAAAGGGCCACAAAUCAAGCCCUAAUCAAAGGGGUGUGAGAGAAAAGAGAGAGGGAGAGAGAGAGAGGGAGAGAGAGUGGGGAAAAAUAUAAUUCCUGACAUGAGUUCCUACGUAGCCAAUUCGUUCUAUAAGCAAAAUCCAAAUGUUCCAGCCUAUGCCAUGCAAAGUUAUGGGAAUUAUGGAUCUGUGUCUGAGGUUCAGCCAUCCAGGUAUUGCUACAGUGGGCUGGAUCUGAGCAUUACAUUCCCUGCAUCUGGGGCUUCCAACUCUCUCAACGGUGUGGACAUGUCUUCAACCCCCAGAACUAACCCCGACCGACCUUCCUGUACAGUUAUGGGAUCUUCAGGGCACACUGUAGGCAGAGACGACCAGGCUUCUCUAAACCCAGGAAUUUACAGUCAGAAAGCUGGUAACACUGCCACCACCGCCACCACCACCACGCCGAUGGAAGAUAGAUCUAAGAGCGGUGGGGACAUCAAGAGCGAGCCGGUGCACGCAGCCCAGCAAAGCGGGCAGCCCGUUCAGACGCAUCCGCCGCCGCCGCACCAGCCGCCUCCACAAAUAUACCCGUGGAUGACCAAACUACACAUGAGCCACGAAGCAGACGGCAAACGCUCCAGAACCAGCUACACCCGCUACCAAACUCUCGAACUCGAAAAAGAGUUCCAUUUUAACAGAUAUCUCACCCGCCGGAGGCGCAUAGAGAUUGCCAACAACCUGUGUUUGAAUGAAAGGCAAAUCAAAAUAUGGUUUCAAAACCGGCGGAUGAAAUGGAAGAAAGAUUCCAAAAUGAAAAGCAAAGAUGCCCUCUAGGUAGAAGUCUGGGAUGGGGGGGGGGGCGGCGGGG